CCCACCCUCCUGUUUAUCCAUCUGGCCCUCGCUCCUCCCUCUUCCCCGUCUCCCACUCUUCUCCAACUGACGCACCGCUGUGUUCAACAUUCAGCCCACCCAGUGCUGCUGCUGCUGAAGCUGAGGCUCUUUCCCCGGCGGAUUCUCCAUGUAUGGAUGCGCUGAGGGAAGGGAUGCUGUAGGCUGACCAAAGACAGAGAGAAAGGCAGAAAUACAGGCUGGUGAGGAGAUUCGAGAAGGAGGCGCCGGAGGAUCCUGGCGCUGUUUUGAAUGGGCAGAGGAUUCACCCUCUGCGGUCGUCGAGUCUGAGUUGCUGAGGUGCCAGGUGUGCGUCUGUGUAGCCACACGGAUCUCCAGCUCUUCCGCUCGCUCACACACCCACUUGCAUCAUGGCGGGGGCGUCCGUGAAGGUGGCGGUGAGGGUCCGACCCUUCAACUCCAGAGAGAUCGGGAAGGAGAGUAAAUGCAUCAUUCAGAUGUCAGGAAACACGACAACAAUCCUGAACCCCAAACAGCCGAAAGAAAACAAGAGCUUUAACUUCGACUUUUCUUAUUGGUCACACACUACGCCCGAGGACAUCAACUAUGCCUCUCAGAUGCAGGUGUACAAGGACAUCGGAGAGGAGAUGCUGCUUCAUGCCUUUGAAGGCUACAACGUGUGCAUAUUUGCAUACGGGCAGACAGGAGCGGGCAAAAGCUACACAAUGAUGGGACGACAGGAGAAAGACCAGCAAGGAAUCAUACCUCUGUUGUGCGAGGACCUCUUCACCAAGAUCAACGACAGCAACAAUGAUAACAGCAUGUCUUACUCUGUGGAGGUGAGUUACAUGGAGAUUUACUGUGAGCGUGUGCGUGACCUGCUGAACCCCAAGAACAAAGGAAACCUGCGUGUCCGAGAGCACCCUCUGAUGGGACCUUACGUUGAAGAUCUGUCCAAGCUAGCCGUCACCUCCUACAACGACAUUCAGGACCUGAUGGACUCUGGAAACAAGGCCAGAACUGUGGCUGCUACCAACAUGAACGAGACAAGCAGCCGCUCACAUGCUGUCUUCAACAUCAUCUUCACACAGAAGAAACAUGACAUGGAGACGGACAACACAUCAGAAAAGGUCAGCAAAAUCAGUCUGGUGGACUUGGCUGGCAGCGAGAGAGCCGACUCAACCGGAGCUAAAGGCACCAGACUGAAGGAAGGAGCAAACAUCAACAAGUCUUUAACCACACUGGGGAAAGUUAUUUCUGCUCUAGCUGAACUGGACUCAGCACCAAACAAGAACAAGAAAAAGAAGAAGGUGGAGAGUUUUAUUCCCUACAGAGAUUCAGUUCUGACCUGGCUACUGAGGGAGAACCUGGGUGGAAACUCUCGCACAGCUAUGGUGGCUGCCCUCAGCCCUGCUGAUAUUAACUACGAUGAAACCCUCAGUACCCUCCGGUAUGCUGAUCGUGCCAAACAGAUCCGCUGCAACGCUGUGAUCAACGAGGACCCCAACAACCGGCUGGUGCGUGAGCUGAAAGAGGAGGUGGCUCGCCUGAAGGACCUGCUGUACGCACAGGGCCUGGGAGACAUCAUAGAGACGUAUCGCUGCACCGGCCCCGUCAUCACUGGUUUGAAAUUGACCAACGCCAUGACAGGAAUGAGCCCCUCUCCCUCGCUCUCAGCAUUGUCCAGUCGCGCUGGGUCUAUCAGCAACCUCCAUGAUCGCAUCUUCAGCCCGGCCAGUGAAGAGGCCAUCGAGAGGCUCAAGGAAACUGAGAAAAUCAUCGCGGAGCUCAAUGAAACCUGGGAGGAGAAGCUGCGUCGUACUGAGGCCAUCCGCAUGGAGAGAGAGGCCCUGCUGGCUGAGAUGGGCGUUGCCAUGAGAGAAGAUGGAGGCACUGUGGGCGUCUUCUCCCCGAAAAAGACCCCUCAUCUGGUGAACCUAAACGAGGACCCGCUGAUGUCUGAGUGUCUGCUGUAUUACAUCAAAGAUGGCAUUACCAAGGUUGGCCGUGAAAAUGCAAAGACUCGCCAAGACAUUGUUCUCAGUGGCCACUUUAUCAAAGAUGAACACUGCACCUUCAGCAGCACCACAGGCCCUCAGGGAGAAGGAUGCGUCAUCCUUGAGCCAUGUGAGGGGGCAGAGACAUAUGUCAAUGGGAAGAGAGUAACCUCACCCACUGUUCUGCGAUCUGGGAAUCGCAUCAUCAUGGGAAAGAGCCACGUGUUCCGCUUCAAUGACCCGGAGCAGGCUCGUCUGGAGAGGGAGAGGACGCCGUGCGCUGAGACGCCGGUGGAGCCCGUCGACUGGGCCUUUGCUCAGAGAGAGCUGCUGGAGAAACAAGGCAUUGACAUGAAGCAGGAGAUGGAGCAGAGGCUUCAGGAACUUGAGGAUCAGUACCGUAAAGAAAGAGAAGAAGCCAGUAACCUGCUAGAACAGCAAAGACUGGAUUAUGAGAGUAAACUGGAGGCUCUUCAGAAACAAGUGGACUCACGGUACCUGGAGUCACCUGAGGAAGAGGAGGAGCCUGAAGAAGAAGUGCCGUGGACGAAGCGUGAGACUGAGCUGGCUCUGUGGGCUUUCAGAAAGUGGCGUUUCUACCAGUUCACCUCUCUCAGGGAUCUGCUUUGGGGCAACGCCAUCUUCCUGAAGGAGGCCAAUGCUAUCAGCGUGGAGUUGAAGAAGAAGGUGCAGUUCCAGUUUGUGCUGUUGACAGACACCCUCUACUCUCCUCUGCCACCUGACUUGCUUCCCCCCUGCGUGGCCAAAGAGAGAGAAAGACGGCCUUUCCCUCAGACCAUCGUAGCUGUCGAAGUACAGGAUCAGAAGAAUGGAGCCACACAUUACUGGACUCUGGAAAAACUCAGGCAGAGGCUGGACUUGAUGAGAGAAAUGUACGACCGUGCCGCAGAACUCCCCAGCAGUGCUGUGGAGGACUGCGACCAUGCCCUGACUGGAGGCGACCCCUUCUACGACCGCUUUCCCUGGUUCCGUCUGGUCGGCAGGGCUUUUGUGUACCUGAGCAACCUGCUGUACCCGGUGCCCCUGGUACAUCGCGUGGCCAUCGUCAGCGAGAAAGGGGAGGUGAAAGGCUUCCUCAGAGUGGCUGUGCAGGCCAUCUCAGCUGAUGAGGAGGCCCCUGAUUACGGCUCUGGUGUGAGGCAGUCAGGCACUGCCAAGAUCUCCUUUGAAGACAAGCAGUUUGAGAAGUUCCAGACUGAGUCAUGUCCUGGCAGUCUGUCGCACUCCAACACCUCCCAGGAGGAGCUGAGAAUUGUGGAGGGAGAAGGGCAAAACGCAGAGAUAGGAAUCUCUGCAGAUGAAGUCAACAACAACACUUGUGCAGCCACACUGGAGGCUCCCUGCAGCCCAGUGAAGAGUUUAGGUCUGGGUCUGGAUCUUCCUCUUGACCUCUCUCCAGAGAAAGCUCUGUCCCACCUGAAGAUCGGCAGCACCUUCACCUUCAGAGUCACCGUCUUACAGGCCUCCAGCAUCUCAGCCGAGUAUGCCGACAUCUUCUGCCAGUUCAAUUUCAUCCACCGCCAUGACGAAGCUUUCUCCACUGAACCUCUGAAGAACACUGGCAGAGGACCUCCCCUGGGCUUCUACCAUGUACAAAAUAUCACAGUGGAGGUGACCAAGUCCUUUGUGGAGUACAUAAAGACUCAGCCCAUUGUCUUCGAGGUGUUCGGUCACUACCAGAAACAGCCUUUCCCUCCACUCUGCAAAGACCUAAUCAGUCCACUAAGACCUUCCAGGAGGCAGUUCCCCAGGGUGAUGCCCUUAUCCAAGCCAGUGCCGGCCACAAAACUCAGCACUUUGACUCGACCCACUGCGGGACCAUGUCACGCCAAGUACGACCUCAUGGUCUUCUUUGAGAUCUGUGAGCUGGAGGCCAACGGAGACUACAUCCCUGCUGUUGUUGACCACAGAGGUGGGAUGCCCUGCCACGGCACGUUCCUCUUGCAUCAGGGCAUUCAGAGGAGGAUCACAGUGACCAUCGCUCAUGAAACAGGAAAUUAUAUUGAGUGGAAAGAGGUGAAAGAGCUGGUUAUUGGUCGCAUCCGAAACACACCAGAGGCUGAUGAGACCAUCAUAGACCCCAACAUCCUUUCCCUCAACAUCCUGUCUUCUGGAUACUUCUGGCCAAAACAUGAUGACAAUGUCUCCUUGGGAGUUGAUCAUAGAACUUUCUACCGAUUCGAGGCAGCAUGGGACAGUUCCAUGCACAACUCUCUGCUUCUGAACAGAGUCACUCCCUAUGGGGAGAAGAUCUACAUCACCCUCUCUGCUUAUCUAGAGAUGGAGAACUGCACUCAGCCGACAGUGAUCACCAAAGAUUUCUGCAUGGUGUUUUACUCCCGUGACACAAAACUGCCGGCCUCUCGCUCCAUCAGAAACCUCUUCAGCACCGGCUGCCUCCGGCCCUCAGAGAGUAACCGUGUCACAGGAGUCUAUGAAGUCACUCUCUGCCAUGUGGCGGACAAUGGAAGUCCAGGUAUGCAACGUCGUCGCAGGCGUGUGCUGGACACCUCGGUAGCGUACGUCCGAGGAGAGGAGAACCUGGCUGGGUGGAGGCCUCGCAGUGACAGCCUCAUCCUUGACCACCAGUGGGAGCUGGAAAAACUCAGCUUACUACAGGAGGUGGAGAAGACCAGGCACUACCUGCUGCUGAGGGAGAAGCUGGAGGCGACUCUGCAGGCGGGACAGGAAGCGCUCUACAAGAGCAGCGACAUCAGCGACUUCGCAAAGAGUCCCAUCCUCAGCCACAGUCCCAGCAGCAGCCCUGCCCCUGAGAGCCCCAACCAGAGGCAGAGGGAGCUGGCUGCCAAGUGUCUGCGUCUGCUGAUGCACACCUUCAACAGGGAGUACAGCCAGGUGAGCAGCAGUGCCAGUGAGAGCAAGCUUUCUGAGAUGUCUGCAUCAUUAAUGAGGGACUCAUCAUCGUCUACACUGAGCACGCUCACUCCAUCCUCUACCUGCCCGUCACUGGUCGAAGGACACUAUGACAUCAGACACACUGAACCCAGUUCAGGAGCGUCCACCCCAGAUCUGGACCCAUACAGCCCAGUGGACAGAAAGAAAACUCUCAAAGGAUGCACCUUUGUUCCUGACAUACAGGAGAUUCGUGUCAGCCCCAUUGUGUCAAAGAAGGGCUACUUGCACUUCCUUGAGCCCCACACCAGUGGCUGGGUGAAGCGCUACGUGGUGGUGCGCAGGCCCUACGUAUACCUAUACCGCAGCGAGAGGGACAGUGUUGAGAGAGCUGUCAUCAACCUGUCGUCUGCAAAGGUGGAAUACAGUGAAGACAAACAGACCUUACUGCGGACUCCCAACACAUUUGCUGUGUGCACUGAGCAUCGUGGGAUACUGCUGCAGGCCACCAACGACAAAGAGAUGCAUGACUGGCUGUACGCUUUCAACCCUCUGUUAGCCGGCACCAUCAGGUCAAAGCUCUCUCGGAGAAAGUCUGUUCAGUCGGUCCCGUCUGCUCAGAGGAUGUGAGAGGUGAACCAGCCUGGUGGAAAACCAAACCAAACAAAACCAAACAAACAAUACAGUCUAAAAGCUCCCACCAUCUUGCUCUAAUGAACAUUGACCAUAUAAACAAACUUAUACAUAAAACCAUUUAAAUAUCCUGCUAUAUGACAUCACUCAGUCGCUCAUCCCAAACCCCAGCAAAACCAUCCCCUCUCUCUUUUUGCAGUCGACACCUCAAAUCCUGCAUGGUGUGCUCCCUCCCGACCAUUAGAGGAAUACAUAGGAAAAACUAUCCACCCAAUGAUGUUAAUUAACUUACCUCUGCUGGGCAUUUGGACUAGUUGUGGUUAGUUUUUUAUGUACAUGUAGAGAUCUGUCAUCUGUGAGGCCACCAAAUCCCUGUAGAAAGUUACUAUGUGCUCAGUCCCUCCUUCAUCUAUCAUAAAUGAAAAUAAGUCCCAAUUGUAUACCAACCAUUCAUGUAUUUGUUAUUAAUGCCGUCAGGUGGGUGGGGGGAAUGAAAACAUUGAACCGGAUGUUUCUCUGUGUAGAAGUGUGUGAAGUGCAGGGAUGACAGCUCCACAUACAUCUGUUAUACAUAUACUGUACAUUACCUCAGUUUGGAAUGGCUUGGUGCUCUACAUCAUAGAGUAUUUGUUUCACUGCAGUGGUUUCAGAUAGCAAACAGAUCAGUCAUUUUAAAACUGAAGUAGCACGAGGAGGGAUUUGCUAGGACAAAAGGGUAAGUUGUAGUAUGUGUAUUUUUUUUUUUUAACUGGAUCAAUGAAAACUGAGUUUGUUGGCUUGACGCAGGCAAAAUAAUCCUCAAUUAGGAGAGAUAACUCAUGUCCUUGCCUUGUUCUUGAUAUGCGCUUUUUUUUAAAAACACAUAAUCCCUUGUGUGUAAACUUUAAAUGAAAAAAAAAACCAUUGUCGCUAUUAUAUGUUCUCUGCACUGUUAUUUAUUUGUGACAAGACCACUGAUCAGUUUUGUUGCAUGGCACUUUAUCGUUUUGUAUUGUUUACUCAGUUGUUUUAACCAAAGCAUCGUUUUCUUGUUUUAAUUGUUUCAGACAUUUUCUAUUGUGCAGUUGUGUUAGAAGACAGUUUUUGAGAAUAACUGGAUGUUAAACAAAUAGUUUGACAUUUUGAGAAAUAUUCCUAUUUGCAUUCUUGCUGAGAAACAUAAGACGAGUCAUAGUACUCUGUAUGGUCUGUAUGCUAAGUGUGAAGCUACUGUUGGCUAACACUACUCCCAAAGCUCACUAAUUAACGCGUUGUCUCUCAUUAGUUUGAUACACAAACUGAAUUUAAAAAAAGACAAGUUCAGAUUUUACGGGGUUUAUGUGCUGGACUAUUUCCUAGCAGGGUGCAGAGACCAACAAAGACACAAAGAAGAUAUGAUGUGUUCAUUAGUGAUCUUUAGGUCUUGGUAGCUAGAUUUAUUUAAAAUCUGAAAAUAGAGCCAGGCAAGCUGUUUGCCCCUGUUUCUUUAUGCUAAGAUAAUACUCUUCUCAGAGCAAACCCAAGUGUAUCAUCCGCGCAAGAGGAUGCAAUCCUGUUCCCUGCCCUCAGGGAGCACUGGUUAUUUGCAUAACCGCUCGAUUUUCUCAUCUAACUUCUUGCAAAAAAGCAAAUAAGCGUAUUUUUCAGAACUUUGAACUAUUUCUUUAAUCAGAUACACACAAAUUGAACUAAGGUGUUUUAUAUGGUAAAUACACCAGGAGGACAACUGUACUGUAUGUGUGUAGUUACAUUUUUUUUUAAUUUAAUUUAAUUUUUUUAAUCAAAUAAGCACUUAUAUUGUCUGUUAGGGGCCAGCAGAGUUGUUACAUUAAGUAAAUUUACUACUUAAGUCUCCUCUAGUAGCUAAAUGGAAAGUUGUAAAUGAUCCUGGACCUGUAAUCUGUUGAGGGCAGUUGCUUUGAGCGGGCAUUGAGUGUUGCCCAUGCACCGGAUAGUGCCUCCCCUUCUUCACCUCUUUUUCUUCUCUCCCUCCUUCAUCUUUGUCUUUGACAUCAACACUAAAGUUAGUUAUAUGUGUCUAAGAGUAAGCUUUUAUGUAGAGUAAUGGUAGAUGCUAUAGAUCUUUUUUUUUUCUUUGACAUUGAUCUAUGUCAGUGUUUUGGAGAGUGAAUAUUAUCAAUGAGGUGUUAUGGGUAUGUUGGUAUAGCCUGUUACAGUACAGUACAGCGUAUAUCUCAUUAACAUUGACUGUGCGUUAAUGUUGCAUUUAAAAGGAAUUCCCCUCUUAGCUUUCGUACUGUAGGUGCUAGAUAUUUGACAGCCUGAUGCUUGUGUCAGAAACCAGUACAGUAUCAUUGGCUUUGAUGUUGUUAUGACUUCAGUGUCAAGGAUGGUUUCUAGUUGCUUUUACUUGUUUCUGUUAUUUUUGCACUGUACCAAGAUGACCCCAUAUGUUGGUCUUGAAUAAAUAUUAUCAGUGGAAGAAAAUAUUAAUCUAAACAUAGCUUUUUGCUGAUGGAAAGAUUAUUUACAUUAGUUAUUAUUAUUUAUCUUUAUUGUAUUAUUUUCAUUUAAAGGAAUAGUAUCAAUAUUACUCUAGAGAAGGGCACCAUCUUCAUUCUUCUAAUCUUAUACCAAAGACAUGGUCAGCCAGCCAUUUUGUCUUUCUCAUUAUCUCUAGUUAUGAUCAGUUUAUUGUCAAAUCUGACUUAGAAUCAGCCAGCAGAAAGUAUUUAGGAGUCUUUAUGCCACAGGCCAACCAACCUGCUGAGCAAAGCAGCCUAAUACUUUACAAAACCUGGUUAACACAAAGGUUGUAUUUCAUAUUUCACUUUUGAAUUAUUGCUUCUUGUGGUCUCUCUGUUUUUAAUGGUAUUCUGUCAGUGAGCAAAGACUUAAGUGUAAUUACAUCAUUUAUUUCUGACUGUUUUGGGUCGUCUUGGUAUAAACAACUGGCAAAAUGUUAAUAGAUAUAAAAUCUAUGAUGUCUGCUGGAACAUAAGACAAAUUGAAAAUUUUAUUUAUGAAGUUUUGAAGGAUAGAUUAUGUUCUUAUAUUGCACUCAUGCACAUAGCAUCUUUAUUUAAUAUGAUUUCAUAUGAUGAUCUUUUAAGAAUGUAUGGUAAAGACUGGUUUGUGUUUUAAAAUAUUAUGGCCCUGUUCUGACAAGAGGAGAAGAUUAGAUUCUGAAACUGUGCCAUUUUUGCUUCAGCAAUCAAACCACUAACAAUAAUGCACCAAACUGCACAGAUUUUUUUCUUAAUUUACAACUGGCAGAUGAUGUGCAAUGCUUUCAGCCCUAAUAGUAAAAAGGUUUAUAAAACACUUUGCGAGAGUUUUAGUGCACUGGCCAGUAAUUGUUGAAAGGUAAAUGAGUUGAUUAUUUCAUAUUCUGCUGCUUUUUUAUUGUCAUAGCUCUGGAUCAAAGCAUGCAGAUCCACUUAUCUUCUGCUGUACUCUGUCCCUCUCUCCUGCCUUACUGCUUGCUAAUGACAACAGCCCCCACCCCACCCCUGAAGUGCUGCUUGUAAAGUAUUGUCAUUCAUGAUCCUUUUAAUGACUAACUGGAAACCUUCCUCUUGGCUCUGUCUUGUAUAUAAAUGGAGAUUUUCUGUGUUGGGUCUCAUCACACAGAUGAUAUUAACUCUCUCUUCCUCUGUAUACCAUGAUGAAUAAGAAUAACUGGCCUGCUGCUGUGUCAGGUGUCACCCCAGAGUAAACAGUGCUGAUCAGGGAUCAGUUUUGGACAUUUCAGCUACAGUGUGGAUGAGGUGGUCAUUGUGGAGCGGGUAGAUGAUCCCAGGUCUGCACUCUUGCUCUGAACUGCUUGACAGAAGCUGAAACAGGUCUCAGCCUGUGAUAAAGUCUUAAUCUCAGUGCUCACGUUUAUCUUUUGAGUGUUCUGGAGUUUUUUCUCAUGUCUGUGGACACGUAACAAAAGUUGUGAAGAAAA
Toxotes jaculatrix (banded archerfish) is the source of this 9375-nucleotide messenger RNA. It is a transcript of the gene kif1ab, whose product is annotated as kinesin family member 1Ab. The transcript is spliced from 49 exons. Gene Ontology annotation, biological process: microtubule-based movement; cytoskeleton-dependent intracellular transport; vesicle-mediated transport. The record is from RefSeq and is a predicted model, not a curated record. Lineage: Eukaryota; Metazoa; Chordata; Actinopteri; Toxotidae. Gene Ontology annotation, cellular component: axon; microtubule; dendrite. Gene Ontology annotation, molecular function: ATP hydrolysis activity; ATP binding; microtubule binding. Bases 390 to 5480 code for a protein of 1696 amino acids.